Loxodonta africana (African savanna elephant) is the source of this 6925-nucleotide messenger RNA. RefSeq names its product NKG2-C type II integral membrane protein-like. The transcript is spliced from 5 exons. NCBI's taxonomy places the organism in Eukaryota, Metazoa, Chordata, Mammalia, Proboscidea, Elephantidae. Gene Ontology annotation, biological process: stimulatory C-type lectin receptor signaling pathway; positive regulation of natural killer cell mediated cytotoxicity. Gene Ontology annotation, molecular function: transmembrane signaling receptor activity. The record is from RefSeq and is a predicted model, not a curated record. The coding region runs from base 1793 to 2152 and encodes 119 amino acids. Gene Ontology annotation, cellular component: plasma membrane; external side of plasma membrane.
UUUUUUUUUUGGUUUAUACCUUGAGUAAGAGCGGUAGUGGGAGAAUAAUGGUUUGAAGGAAUAUACUGUGUUAUGAAGCAGAGAGAGAUUCUAUAGAAAGCAGGUUGAAAUAAAUCAAACAGAUAGAUUGCAAAAAAGAUAAGAAUUCAGAAGAGCCCCUAAUGUAAUGAAGGUCUUGUUUUGCAAAAUUUCUUCCUUUCCCAUAUUUUUUUAGAGGAGAUAAAGUGUUUACUUUUUGCUUAAGCUUGUUUUCAAAAGUAUCGUAUCUGUUCAGAAACUAUUUUCUAUAAUUAAUGAAUAACUAAAUAAUGUAAUGAGUGUUUAUUUAAUCGAUCUCUUGCUAGGUUUAUAUUGAACUAAUUUUAUUUAUAUUGUCACAGUGGUUAAGGUUGGGCUCUGAACCAAAAAGUCAGCAGUUCAAAUCCACUAGCUGCUCCUUGGGAACCCUUUGGGGCAGUUCUACUCUGUCCUACAGGGUCACUAUGAGUCAGAAUUGACUCAAGGGCAAUGGGUAUACCCUUCCUACAGAAUACCAAAAACAACAACAACAACAACAAAACCCAAAACCAUUGCUGUCAAGUCGAUUCCUACUCCUAGCGACCCUAUAAUACAGAGUAGAACUGCUCCCUAGGGUUUCCAAUGAGUGUCUGGGAGAUUCCAACUGCCGACCUUUUGGUUAGCAGCUGUAGCUGUUAACCACUGCUGCACCAGGUUUCCUCCCAGUGAAUAUGUAGUUAUAAUUAUUACACUGUUAUAUAUUUUUUUAAAUUUGUAUAAAAUUUUAUUCAUUCUUGUUAACUAUGUCUUAAGAGAUCUUUCUUUUUAAGAAUUUCUUAAGAUACAGUCAGCUAAUGAAGAAAAUUUAAUGUACAACUUUUCAUAACAGUGAAAAAGAAAAAAUAGAUUUGUGAAGGAGGAUGGUUUUGUAUCAGCAAAUAUUAAGUAGCAAAAGUUGCAGUUGCUCAGGAUGACCUGUAAAACAAUAUUAAUUACCUUCUGGUAAUAAUUUUAUUGAAUUAAUGUUUGUGUACAUUAACCAAACAAACAAACAAAAAAAACCCAGUGCCAUUGAGUCAAUUCUGACUUAUAGCGACCCUAUAGGACAGAAUAGAACUGCCCCAUAGAGUUUCCAAGGAGCGCCUGGCAGAUUCGAACUGAUGAACCUUUGGUUAGCAGCCGUAGCACUUAACCACUACGCCACCAAAGUUUCCAUGCACAUUAACAGGAAUGGCCAUAAUAUUGGCAUAUAAAUAUAUAUAAUGAUUAUAAGGUACAUAAAAGGUCAAGCUUUCACAACCUAAUCCUAUACAAGCUCGUGGUUGUGAGGAUCUUUUUAACAUGUUCUAGGCUUUCACAUUGAUAGUUGAGAGGCAAGCAACUUGACUGUAUCAUUGGACAAAAUCUUCUUUCUCUAAAAUUACUUAUUCCGUGAAGACAAACAUUUGAAGUAAAAUGAUCUAUGUGAAAUAUUAUUAUCAACAGUAACCAAAAGUCUCUGUUUGAGGUAGGAGUUGAGUUAAAUUUGCUUCACAAUUUUCGAAGUGUGAUAAUUUCCUGUUAAAAUCUUAAGUGAAACUUUGCUCAGCAUGCGGUUUUUUUUUUUUUUUUUUUCCUUCUAUUUUCAGAUUCCUUUACAUACUCAAAAGCAGUCUGAAAGAAGCAGAUUUUUAAAAUGCCUCUUUAGGAUAACUAAAGGAUAAUUUGAAUUCAUUAUCUUAGUAUCUUUUGAUAUCCCAGUUAUCACUGACUUUUGGUCAUCACAGAUAUACAGCCUUCCCCUUAGAAGCACCACAUGGCCAUCAGGCUGGCAUCAGAUUCUCCGUUGCCUCCAUGGAGACUCACUGCUGAGAUCCUGGGAAUUAUCUUUCUUAAACUAGUGUUCAUAGUGAUUAUCGUAACAGUUCUCAAUUUUCCUGAAAUAUUAAUCCCUUUAAUAAUUACUGCAGCCUUUCUAGCUAUUGGAAUGCUGGAAGUGAACGGAACCCAGAAAGCAUCUCAUUGUGGCCGUUGUCCAGAGGACUGGUUAUCCUAUUCCAACAAUUGCUAUUUUUUUAGUAGUGAUAAAAAAACCUGGACUGAGAGUCAGAUGGCCUGUGCUUCUAAGAAAUCUAAUCUAACUAAUAUAGAUAAUGAAGAAGAAAUGUUGCCUUAGAUUUGACUCUGAUCCACGGAGACCUUACUUACAACAAAACAAACCAUUGUCUGUUCCUGUGCCAUCUUAAUGUUCAUUGGUAUGUCUGAAUCCACUGUGGUCCAUUCAUCUCACUGAAUAUUUCUCUAAUUUUCAUUAGCCCUCUUCUUUAGCAAACGAGAUGUCCUUUUCUAGUAAUUGGUCUUUCCCGAUGACAUGUCUGAAAUAAACAAGCCAAAGUCUCAUCAUUCUUGCUUCUAAAGAGCAUUCUGAUUGUGUUUCUUCUAAGACUGAUUUGUCCAAAAUUGUGCUUUAUUUUCAAGGCUACGCAGUACUCCAUUGUAUGAAUUGACAAUGCUUUAUUUAUAUUUGAUUCCAUUAGUGUAAAAAAUACCAAAAAAAGGUUUAUUUCCCGUUCUUGCUAAUUUAUGAAAAUUAAUGCUUCUAUACCUUUUUUUCUGAAAGUAAACUUUCUUGUUUCUUUUAAACAUAAAAAAUGGAAAUAUAUCAACAUUGUAAAGAUUAAUCACAAAUUAAUACACCUAUGUAAUUCCAAAUCGUGUCAAGAAAUAGAAAAUGCUAGUACCUUCCCCAUUAGCUGUACCCCUGUAUCUGCUUUUACCAGUUCUCCUUCUCAAAGCACUAUGCUGAGUUUUUAAACUUUAUAGAGAUGGAAUCAUAUAAUGUACAUUUUUGAGUCUAUCUCCUUUCACUCACAUAUAUUUGUGCAAUUGAUCCUUAUCGUUGCAGUUUGUUUAUUUCACUGCUCUGUUAUGUAAGUAAACCCACCAAACAAAACAAAAAAACAUAACCAGCUGCCAUGGAUUUGACUCUCUGACUCAUGGAGACCCAUGUGUUUCAGUGUAGAACGAUACUUCAAAGAGUUUUCUGUAGGUAUAAGAAACAGGUUGGCAGACCUAUCUUUCGAGGUGCCUCUGGGUGGAAUUGAACCUCCAACCUUUCCGUUAGUGACUGAGUGCUUAGCCAGUUGUACCACCAGGAACUCCAUUGUUACAUGAAUAAACAUUUUAAAAUCCAUUCUAUGGUGGAUAGAAAUUUAGCUAUUAAGAAAACAUUUAGCUACUAUUUACCUAUUAUGAGUAAUUAUUCUCUAAAUAUCUUUCUGGAUGUCUUUUACCACAUAUUAUCUGGAUGCACAGGAAUAAAAUUGUAGGGUCAUGCAGGGUUACAGGUAUAUGUACAAGUCAGGAUUUUUAAGUUAUCCCAAAAGUUUGCUAGAUCAUAGGACACAUACACAUAUUAUCUAACAGUGUUUGACCUGUCCCUUGAUCCACAUCCUCAUCAAAACUUACUACUAUGAGAAAUUUUAACAGUAGAAGUUUUGAUUGUCAUGAUAUUAAUAGACAUUUUCCAUACUAUUGCUUGACUGAACACAUUUAAUGUGCUGUUAGCCACUAGAAUAUUCUUCGAUGAAAUGCCUAUUCAUGUCUUUUGUCCAUAUUUCCUCUGUGAUUGUCAGUUGUGUUCUCCCAAUAUCUUCUUGAUGUAUAUUGGUCAUGAUUUCUUUUUUGAUUUUAUAACUUUAUAAUAGUUUUAUUUUUCUCCAUGGCUUACAUAUUUACUUCCAUGUUGGAGUCUCUUAAUGAAUAGAUUUAUUAAUAUUAAUAUAGUCCGAUUUCUCAUUUAUAGUGUUAGUGCAUAUGCUGCAGCUCUUUUAGUAACAGACCAAACUUCAAUAUAUAAUCUACUAAAUUAAUUUGAAGGUUUUACAUUUCAUCUUUUUUUAAAAAAUUUUUUCUGAAAAUGCUUAUUUACUAUAUCUAGAUGUAUUGUUAGGUGCUGUCGAGUUGAUUCAACUCAUAGAGACCCUAUGUACAACAGAACGAAAUAUUGACAGGUCCUGUGCCAUCCUCACAAUAUUUGUUAUGCUUGAGUCCAUUGUUGUAGGCAUUGUGUGAAUCCACCUCAGCGAGGGUGUUCCUCUUUUUCUCUGACCCCCUUGCUUACCAAGCAUGUUAUCCUUCUCCAGGCACUGGUCCCUCCUGAUGACAUGUCCAAAGUAUAUGAAACAAAUUCUUGCCAUCCUUGCUUCUAAUGAGCAUUCUGGCUGUACUUCUUCCAAGACAGAUUUGUUUGUUCUUCUGACAUCUGUGGUGUAUCCAAUAUUCCUCUCCAACACCAUAUUCAAAGGCAUCAAUUCUACUUUGCUCUUCCUUAUUCAUUGUCAGAAUUCACAUGCAUAUGAGGCAACUGAAGACACCAUGGCUUGGAUCAAGGGCACCUUAGUCCUUAAAGUGACAUGUUCGCUUUUUAACACUCUUUAAAAGGUCUUUUGCAUGAGAUUUGUCCAGUGCAACGAGCCCUUUGAUUUCCUGACUGCUGCUUCCGUGUGCAUUGACUGUGGAUCCAACUCAAUCUGUUAUCUGUUUAUCAUGAGGUUACUUAUUGGCCCAGUUAUGAUAUAUUCAUCCAGAUGUAUGAUCUAUUGGAAUUUAAUUUUUGUGAUGCUGAUAGAAGUUUUUAUUUUUCUACAACAGUAUCUAAUUGAGUUAGCGUAAUUUAUAGUAAAAAUGAUCACUUAUCCAUUCCUCUCUGUGCCACCUUUGUCCUAAAUCAGGGAUAUUGAUGUACAUUUGUGUGUGUGUGGAUAUGUUCCUGGUCACUUCCAGGUUUCACUUUUUGAUUUUUUCUUCUUGCAUGAGUGUCACAUGGGUAAAAUUACUAAAGUGUUCUAUUAAUUCUUUAUACUCAGUACAGUAGUGUUCUCCUUCAAGAUUUAUCCCCUUCUUCUACCCUUAGCCCUUUAAAUUUCUAUAUAAAUAUUCUCAAAACACAUGCUGUGUCUUUUUUUGUUGUGUUAAAUCGAUAGAUUAAUUGUUGAAAAUUGACAUCUUAAUAAUGUAAUAUCUUAACCUGGUUUUAUCCUCCAUUUGUUUUCUUUUAAUACUCUUGUGGUUUUGUGUACAAGUCUUGAAAGCUUUUUUGUUUGAUUUGGCUCCAGUUACGUUUUAUGUUUAAUUUUCUGCUAUUUCUAAUUUAUCACUCUGAAAAUGAUGUGUAUCCAACACACUUUCUGAGCACACUUAUUAAUUCUAAAAAUUCACCUUUAAAUUCCUUUUGACUUUCUACACACAAAAUUUAAUCAUGUAUGACAUGUGUCAGUUUUAUUCCUUCUGUUAUGAUUUAUAUCUAGCUUACUGUUUUUUGUUUAUUAUACUUGAAAGACUGCCCACUUCAAAAUAGAAGAAAAAAGGUGAUAUUGGACAUCAUAGUCUUAUUCACCUACGUCAGAAUAAGAGCUUUAAUCAUUUCAUCAUAGAGUAUAUAUGUUGUUGGGUUUUUUUGAAGAUAACUCUAUCAGAAUAAGGAAGUUUACUUUUUCUCCCUUUUAAAACCAUUUCUCAAGGUAUAAACCAAAAAAAAAAAAAACCCCUAUAGGGUCGCUAUGAGUCUCAAGUUAUACUUGACAUAAAAUAUAAACUGCACAUAUUUAAAUCAUGUAAUGCCUUAAAUUUUGAUAUAUGUAUAUACCUGUGAAACCAUCACUUUUGGAGAAUGAGUACAACUGUUACCCUCAAAAGUUUCAUUAUGUGUCUUUGUAGUCCCUUCUCCCACCCUUCACCAAUCACCAAUUAUUGACAACGACUGAUCUACUUUCUACUUCUACUUUUUUAGUUGGCAUUUUCUAGAGAUUUUUUAUUUGUGGAUUAUACAUUUUUUCUUAUUUCUUUGUUUAACGUUUAUUUUGUGAUUGAUCCAUGCUGUAGUAUGUUUCAAUAGUUUAUUGUUUUUAUUAAUGAGUAGUAAUUUUAUGGAUAUAUCUCAAUUUUUUUAUCCAUUCAAUUGUUAGUUAACACCUGAUGUGUAUGUCAAGGUGAGGAUUUCAUCUGUUCUUUGUGUGUUAUUUUAUAAGUGAGUCAUACUUCACUUGCAUUCAGCUGCCCGGAUUUUGCACAUACAGUUCAAUGAUUUUGACAAAUGUACGCAUCUAUGUAUGAACACAUAACUCCAAUCAAGACAAUAUUUCCUUCGUCCCAUUAGUACUCACUUUCAGGCUUCUGAUUUCCAACAUCAUAGCAACCAUGCUUGCUGAAAGUGAAGAGGACUUUAAGCACUUACGAAUGAAGAUCAAAGACCACAGCCUUCAGUAUGGAUUGCCCCUCGCCAUAAAGAAAACAAAAAUCCUCACAACUGGGCCAAUGAGCAACAUCAUGAUAAACGGAGAAAAGAUUGAAGUUGUCAAGGAUUUCAUUUUACUUGGAUCCACAAUCAAUAGCCAUGGAAGCAGCAGUCAAGAAAUCAAAACACGCAUUGCAUUGGGUAAAUCUGCUUCAAAGGACCUCUUUAAAAUGUUGAAGAGCAAAGAUGUCAUCCUGAGGACUGAGAUGAGCCUGACCCAAGCCAUGGUAUUUUCAAUUGCAUCAUAUGCAUGUGAAAGCUGGACAAUGAAUAAGGAAGACUGAAGAAGAGAUGACACCUUUGAAUUGUGGUGUGGGCGAAGAAUAUUGAAUAUACCACGAACUGCCAGAAGAAUGAACAAAUCUGUCUUAGAAGAAGUACAACCAGAAUGCUCCUUAGAAGCAAGAAUGGCGAGACUGCGUCUUACAUACUUUGGACAUGUUGUCAGGAGGGAUCAGUCCCUGGAGAAGGACUUCAUGCUUGGCAGAGUACAAGGUCAGUGGAAAAGAGGAAGACCCUCAAUGAGGUGGAUAGACACAAUGGCUGCAACAAUGAGCUCAAGCAUAACAACGAUUGUAAGGAUGGCUCAGGACUGGGCAGUGUUUCGUUCUGUUGUGCUUAGGGUCGCUAUGAGUCGGAACUGACUCGACGGCA